Messenger RNA from Rhincodon typus (whale shark), 504 nucleotides. Its product is annotated as regulator of G-protein signaling 8-like. The transcript has 4 exons. NCBI's taxonomy places the organism in Eukaryota, Metazoa, Chordata, Chondrichthyes, Orectolobiformes, Rhincodontidae. The record is from RefSeq and is a predicted model, not a curated record. The coding region runs from base 67 to 504 and encodes 145 amino acids.
CACAAUCUCAACUAGAUAAUUGUUUCCACUUUUCCUUCUGGAAGCAGAAAAACAUUAGCCAUCAACAUGUGUAGGGGUUUGGCUGCAUUGCCUAGUAUUUCCAUUGAGAGACCCAGUGCUGAGGACACACAAGGAGGUCAGUUGUUCGAGAAGCUCCUGGCUGACAAACGUGGCGUGGCUGCAUUCCGAGCCUUCCUUCGCUCUGAGUUCAGUGAGGAGAACAUUGACUUCUGGCUCGCCUGCGAGGACUACAAGAACACAAAGACCAGCUCCAAACUCGUGUUCAAAGCCCAAAAGAUUUAUGAUGAGUUUGUCAAAGUCCAGGCACCAAAGGAGGUGAACCUUGACUCACUGACCAGGAAAAUUGUGACCAGGAACUUGGCCAAUCCCAACAACUCCUGCUUCCAGGUUGCCCAGGAGAGAACGUACACUUUGAUGGAGAAAGAUUCCUUUCCCAGGUUCCUGAAAUCAAACCUUUCCUUCAAUUUGCUUAAAUACCUAUAA